Molecule: messenger RNA, 1026 nt
Organism: Ambispora leptoticha
Lineage: Eukaryota; Fungi; Glomeromycota; Glomeromycetes; Archaeosporales; Ambisporaceae
Source: the annotation of a GenBank genome assembly
AUGUCUCAAGACUCAGAAGACGAUCUUGCACCCCUUGAACCUACUCUACAAAACGUACUUGAUCAAGAAUCUUUACAUUGGAUAUUUGUUGGAGGGAAAGGAGGUGUUGGUAAAACCACCACCUCCUGUUCGCUUGCUGUACAACUCAGCAAGGUCAGAGAUUCCGUUCUGUUGAUAUCAACUGACCCUGCUCAUAAUCUGAGUGACGCUUUUGGACAAAAAUUCAGCAAGGAAGCAACACAAGUUAACGGAUUUAGUAAUUUAUUUGCAAUGGAAAUUGACCCUACAUCUUCAAUUCAAGAGAUGCUAGAUCAAUCUGAACAACAGGGAGGAGCAAUGGGUUCGAUGAUGCAGGAUUUAGCAUUUGCCAUCCCUGGUGUUGACGAAGCUAUGGGUUUCGCCGAGGUUAUGAAACAAGUAAAAACAAUGGAGUAUUCUGUUAUUAUCUUUGAUACUGCACCCACUGGACACACAUUACGAUUCUUGAGUUUUCCAAGUGUACUCGAAAAAGCUUUGGCAAAAAUUUCGCAAUUAAGUGGGCGAUUUGGUCCAAUGUUUCAACAAAUGUCAGGCAUGAUGGGAUUAAAUGCUAAUCAAGAAGAUAUGUUUGGUAAGCUUGAAGGAAUGCGAGCUAUUAUCCAGGAAGUCAAUAAUCAAUUUAAGGAUCCUGAUAAAACGACGUUUAUUUGUGUGUGUAUUUCUGAAUUCUUGUCUCUUUAUGAGACAGAACGAAUGAUUCAAGAAUUGACAUCAUAUCACAUUGAUACUCAUAAUAUUGUAGUAAAUCAAUUGCUGUUUCCAAAAAAAGAUUCGAACUGUGAGCAAUGUUUAGUACGGCACAAGAUGCAGAGAAAAUAUUUAGACCAAAUUUAUGAUUUAUACGAAGAUUUCCACAUUGUUCUAAUGCCACUUUUGACAAAAGAAAUACGUGGUACUCAAGAUAUAACAGAAUUUUCUGAAAUGUUAGUGAAACCUUUUAAAGCACCUGAUGAACAAGCCAAUGAAGAUGUUUCAAUGCCCUCUUAA